UAUAAGUACAAGUUUUUAGUUGACCCAUACUCCCCAAACCCCUUUCUAGUAUAGCUAGCACACUUUGAUAAUAAUAGUAAUAUCAAUAACGUGCAUGAAAAUUCAACAAUCCACUUUUUUUUUCCUAUUAGGGAUUCAUGGCAAUUCAACGAUUCCCAUGGGCAGAUGAAUCACCGGGUAGUUCAAUUGGAUCUUCAUCUUCAAUUUCAAACGUACCCAAUAGAAAAUGGCGCAAUUUGUUUCCUCUCUUCGUAGCCCUUGUUUUUAUUAUAGAGAUUUGUUUUCUGGGUAAACUUGACGUGGCUGAAAAAGCCAAUUCUUGGGCUGAAACGUUCUAUCAGUUCACUGCGUCUUCUUGGCCUACACCUAAAGUGAUGCUUGUUGAUGAGGCCAAGUUGGGUGGUUUGGUUAAUGAGGGAUUUGUACCUGGGGGAUGUGAGGAGUGGUUGGAAAGGGAAGAUUCUCUCCAAUAUUCUAGAGAUUUUCGUGAUGAACCAAUUCUUGUUCGUGGACGUGAUCAGACAGUGAAAUUCUGUUCGGUGGGUUGUAAGUUUGGAAAUGAUCACAAUAAGAAGCCUGAUGCAGCAUUUGGGAUGCCACCACAGGCUGGUAUAGCUAGUGUGCUACAAUCUAUGGAGUCAGCUCAAUACUAUCCUCAGAACAACAUUACUUUGGCACGACGAAAGGGAUAUGAUGUCGUAAUGACAACAAGCCUCUCUUCAGAUGUUCCUGUUGGGUACUUCUCAUGGGCUGAGUAUGAUAUCAUGGCUCCAGUACAACCUAAAACAGCGGAUGCCGUUGCAGCCGCUUUCAUUUCUAAUUGUGCUGCUCGCAACUUUCGUUUGCAAGCUUUAGAAGCCCUUGAAAGGGCAAAUAUCAGUAUUGAUUCUUAUGGAAGUUGUCAUCAUAACAAGGGUGGAAGAGUUGACAAAGUGGAAGCACUGAAGCGCUACAAGUUUAGCUUGGCUUUUGAGAAUUCUAAUGAGGAGGAUUAUGUAACUGAAAAAUUCUUUCAGUCUCUUGUAGCUGGAUCAAUCCCUGUGGUGGUUGGCGCUCCAAACAUCCAAGACUUUGCUCCUUCUCCUACUUCACUUUUGCACAUUAAAGAGUUAAAAGACGCUGAAUCAGUUGCCAAGACUAUGAAGUACCUUGCUGAAAACCCUAUUGCAUAUAAUGCGUCAUUAAGGUGGAAGUUUGAGGGCCCGUCUGAUGCGUUCAAAGCCCUGGUUGAUAUGGCAGCAGUUCAUUCAUCUUGUCGUUUGUGCAUCUUCUUGGCAACUAGGAUCCGGGAGAGAGAAGAACGGAAAUUUAUGAAGCGUCCCUGCAAAUGUACCAGAGGGACUGAAACUGUCUAUCAUGUAUAUGUUCGUGAAAGGGGGAGGUUUGAGAUGGAUUCUGUUUUCCUAAGGUCAAGUGAGUUAUCUUUGCAGGCCUUUGAAUCUGCUGUGCUUGCAAAGUUCAAGUCUGUUAAACAUGUUCCAAUUUGGAAGGAGGAAAGACCUCGGGUGCUACGUGGUGGAGAUGAACUCAAACUUCACAAAGUAUAUCCUGUUGGCUUGACAGAGAGACAGGCAUUGUAUUCCUUCAGAUUCAACGGAGACACCGAGUUCAAGAACUACAUCGAAAGCCACCCAUGUGCAAGAUUUGAAGUCAUAUUUGUAUAGUUGGAAGUUUGAAAUUCAGAAUUGCAAGCCAUGGUGGUGCGCUCUCUGUUCUUUCCCCAUGCUGUUGUUGUCUACAACACUGGUUCUGGAUCUGGCCAUAUGGAUGCAACCAGAGAGUCAGGAAGUGACGAUUACAACCGGUGAAUCCAUAUUUGGUGUAAAAUUCUCAUCUUCACAUUUUCUAGCAUAAACAAAGGCCAAAAAUGAAAAAUUCUGCCCUUUUUUUUUGUGGUGCCCGUAUUUUAACUUAAGUUCUAUGCACUGACAACGUGAAAGAUCUUUAUUGCGGUGAGGAAUUCACCAGGCUGAUGGUUUAGCGGAGAAUUGUAGUUAAGUUUAGUUCAGACUGCAGGUUAGUGUUACAAAUAUUGACAAUGAUACAAACUUUAGCAACAGUUAGUUGUUCUUUUAAUAUAUUGGGAUUAGUUACA
Messenger RNA from Capsicum annuum, 2095 nucleotides. RefSeq names its product putative fucosyltransferase-like protein. The record is from RefSeq and is a predicted model, not a curated record. Lineage: Eukaryota; Viridiplantae; Streptophyta; Magnoliopsida; Solanales; Solanaceae. The coding region runs from base 138 to 1664 and encodes 508 amino acids. Gene Ontology annotation, molecular function: fucosyltransferase activity. The transcript has 7 exons. Gene Ontology annotation, cellular component: membrane.